Molecule: messenger RNA, 4402 nt
Organism: Trichosurus vulpecula (common brushtail)
Lineage: Eukaryota; Metazoa; Chordata; Mammalia; Diprotodontia; Phalangeridae
Gene: NCEH1
Product: neutral cholesterol ester hydrolase 1
Exons: 5
Coding region: 222-1472 (416 amino acids)
Cellular component (GO): membrane
Molecular function (GO): carboxylic ester hydrolase activity
Source: RefSeq, a predicted model, not a curated record
GACAGUUUGCAAGGACACCCCGAAGGAGGCGCGUCAGCUCUCGGACUUCCUCCGGGCUCCGCUGCUGAUUGGCUCCCGGAGGUUUUAAGAAACCCAGGGAAGAACGCUGUAACCUUGCAGAAACUUGCUGCUGCUGCUGCUAGGCUCUAUUCUCCGGGCUCCGGUUUCUCCCCUCCCCGCCUUUGCCCACCCAUCCAACUCUUCUCUCCGCAGCCGCGGCAAUGGGACAGCUGAACCUGGCAAGGCUGCGGUGCUUCUGCGUGGUGUCCACCGCCCUGGUCGCUCUGCUCGCCUACUAUGUGUACAUACCCCUGCCCGCCAACAUCUCCGAUCCCUGGAAGCUGAUGCUGCUGGAUGCCACCUUCAGGAGCGCGCAGCAGCUGAGUCAUCUGAUCCAGUAUGUGGGCCUCAGCCAUCAUCUCAUCGCCCUGAAUUUCAUCAUCGUCUCUUUCGGCAGGAAAAGCGCAUCGUCGUCUCCGAAAGUUCAGAUUACCGAUACUGAUUUUGACGGUGUUGAAGUCAGAGUUUUUGAAGGUUUCCCAAAGGCCAGAGAACCAUUGAAAAGUGGUAUUAUUUACAUCCAUGGAGGAGGAUGGGCCCUGGCAAGUGCAAGAAUUAGCUAUUAUGAUGAUCUCUGUUCAACUAUGGCCGAGGAACUGAACGCUGUCAUUAUCUCAAUUGAAUACAGGCUGGUGCCACGGGUCCAUUUUCCAGAACAACUCUACGAUCUAGAACGGGCUGCCAAGCACUUCCUACAGCCUCAGGUCCUAGAGAAGUACUCUGUUGACCCAGCAAGAAUAGCCAUUUCUGGAGACAGUGCCGGCGGAAAUUUGGCAGCAGCUCUGGGUCAGCAGUUUAGCAAAGAUGACACCUUCAGGAAUAAAAUCAAGCUCCAAGCUUUGAUCUACCCAGUCCUCCAAGCUCUUGACUUCAACACCCCAUCCUACCAGCAGAACGUGAACUCCCCAAUCCUGCCCCGUCACGUCAUGGUCAGAUAUUGGAUCGACUAUUUAAGAGGGAACCAAGAUUUUGUCCAGGCCAUGGUAGUCAACAACCAUACCUCCUUGGAUGUGGAGCCGGCUGCCACUCUCAGGGCACGGCUCGACUGGCUUUCUCUUUUGCCUGCAUCCAUCACCAAGGACUACAAACCUGUCAUGCAGACAGUGGGCAAUACUCGGAUUGUCCAAGACCUCCCCGAGCUCCUGGAUGCACGUUCAGCCCCACUGAUUGCCGACCAGGAGGUCCUUCAGAACCUGCCAAAGACUUAUGUCUUGACCUGUGAACAUGAUGUCCUCAGGGAUGAUGGCAUUAUGUAUGUCAAGCGCUUGGAGAGUGCUGGAGUUGAUGUGACCCAUGACCACUUUGAGGAUGCCUUCCAUGGCUGCAUGAUUUUCACUUCCUGGCCCACCAAUUUCUCAGUGGGAAUUCGGACUAGGGACAGCUACAUCAAGUGGCUAAAGCAAAACCUAUGAAGAGAGGUGCAUCCCAGAGAGGGCACAUGAGCCCCUCUUGACCAACUACAAUCACUAGGGAUUGCUGAGCACUUUCUGACUUCCCCCAGGUGACCACCAGGCCAUGGUGCUCUUGCCGGGGAGAGGCCAAAUGAUGAAUUUUGAUGAACUUGACUAAUCUCUGUCAAUAGAGAAAACUUGAAUUUAUUCCCCAAACUGAACUAACCAGCCUUCUGGUCUACCCAGAUGGCUGCCAAGGUCCCAAACUACCAAAGGAUUCUGGGAAAGCAGAUUCUUCCCUUGGAAGAGGCUCUUUAUACCAGAAGACCUUUUAUGAAGGAAACUUGACAGUCCCCUCUAAUGAAUUUUAUGUAAAUCUGGUUCAUUUUUACAAAUAACUUAUUUAUAAAUCAGUUGAUUACUUAAAGUUCUAAAAUGCACCCUUCCAUGCCAUCCCUACUCAUUAAAUGCCUCUGUUCCUCUUUUGCCCAGAUGGUCUUUCCGGUAGGGACACAGGCUUCAUUCCUCCCAAGCUUGGAUAAUCCACUAAUCCUUUGGCAUUAUACUUUUUCUUUAACAUUGACUUUUAACCACAGUUAUUAGAGAAAAAAAUCUUUAGUAUGAUUUACACUGGAUUUUGUACAUAGUUAAAGUUUUUGUUUUCGUGUGGCGUUAGAGUACGUACAAUCUCCGUGGGGUGGGGGUGGGGGGUGGAGAGGGAUUUGGGGGUAAAUGUAUUUCAUUUGAGAAUGAACUUUCUAUAGAUAAUAAAUGGGAAAGGCCCAUCCACUGAAAGAUUAUUUUUAAUAUGUAAGUAUAAAUUACCUACAAGAAGAUAUAUACAUCUAUAAUGUGUGAGCAGGUAAGAGGACACAUUUACCACUAGGCUAAAGUUAUGGCAAAAUCCAUGAGAGCGCUUAGAAUCUAGUUUUGCAACUUCUUAACUCAUUCAUUUAUGAUGUAACGGAGUUUUUUGGUUGGUUUCAUUCUGCUGCAUUAGGCAUUUGGUAGAUUAUUUUUCUGCAAGUUUGUCAGUCUCCAAGGUGGUGUCACACGGUCAUUUCAAUCUGUCCCCUUUUCCCAGCCCCUACUGGGCCAUGUUCAUGGGCCGUUGAUGCACAACAUGUCAGGAGAUUGGCCAGAGCAGAUCCAAGUCCCAUGAGAAAGUAUCGCGGUGUUUUUAAUGAAUGCAUAUAUGGGAGUUUAAAUAGUUACAGACCAAAGUUUCUGCAUCCACUCAUUGCACAAGUUUCAAAUCUUUGUCUCUUAGUGGUUCGGGCUUAUCCUGACUUAGUUGCAUGGGACAAUAUGACAGUAUCUUCCCUUCUGGGCACAAUCUAUCUUGUUUGCUCCCUCUCUCUGCAGUAUUUUCCUCUGUUCCAGGGAGUAUUCCUGAGCACAAGGGAGAACAUUCUAGAAAAGUUUCUUCUGCCCAUGAUGGACCAUCUCAGACAGACCGUCCUCUCCAGCAGAACUAUCUCCCAGGCUACUGUGGCAGCCUUCCUCCUCUGUAUCUGUGGGCCAUACCCAUAACCACCUGGGGACCUACCUAGGGGAGCACAAAAGCAUUGCUUAUACAUCUGAGGAGCAGAAAUGGUAUUCCCCUAUUGAUAAGGAAUAGAUAUCCUUCACUUUUUCCAACAGCCAGCUCCCUUCCACAAGUCAGGGCUACCACAGAGGGGGUGUGGGAUAGAAGAAGCUCAGGGUAAUAAAUAGUCAAUAUUAUCCUUUUUUUUUUUUAUUGCAUUUGAUGAGCCAGAGGCCACAAGCAUUUCUCGCUUCAAACAAAAGUCAUGACAACAAUAAAUAAUUAAAGAACCCAGCUAUUGAUCAGACAGAUGUUGCUCUUUGUUCCUCCCCAACUCCCUCCUCCCAAGGCAUUACCGGACAUAAAUAGAGACUGUCGUCACUGUUUCACCAAAGAUUUACUUCAUAAAAACUUGGGAUUUUAACUUUGGCCCCAUAUAAUAAUAAUAAGCCACCCCUUAUAAAAACUGUUUUGUCUUUAAACUGUGAUUCAAAGACCAAAGUUAGAGUCAUGCUAUGGGUUGUACGCAUUUUUAAUGAUUUUUGCUGCUAAGAUAAGAGAUAACAAUAGCACGUUUCUCAAGAACUUCUGAAAAAUCACAUCUUUUAGAAUAGCGAAGAAGACUCCCCUAGGGGACCGAGUGAUCAGAUUGAGACAGGAGGCCUCCCAUAGAAAUUCUCUUAUUUCACUAAAAAGAGAUGAUUAAAAACGUAUGCGUUGCCAGCCUUCUGACUUUUAGAGUACCGUGGACUUGAACUAGGCUGGGAAGGCUAGGCUUGUCCUAAUUUCAUCCCCCCAACUCUCGCUAGAAUGAAAUUCAUAGACUUGUAGAAUUAGAACUGAAGAGACCAUCAAGGUCACCUGGUCUAUUUCACAAAUGAGGAAACUGAAGCAACAAGAUUUUUUGAAAAGUGAUUUGACUAAAGUUGCAUAAUUUCUGGGAAUGAUGACAAUUAGUGAUCAUGGGCAAGGACGCACUAAAGGCUAUAAGAUCAACUUGAAAACUUGGAGGAAUUUUUAUGAGGAGGGUUCUCCAGUGGUCAUCUUUAGACACUAUUUUUUCUUUUUAAAGAAGUUUUAUUUAGAUAUUUAAAGUUUUGCACAUUGUGUCAAUGCCAGGGGCUCUUUUUUUUCUUUUAUAAAAACGUGUUUCAUUUUUAGAAGUUCCUUGUACCUUCUUGGUAUCAGUGUUGUGUAUGUGAAGCGUGAAGAAAAAGCCUUCAGGAAGUUAAAUACUGUAGAAAAAAAGUUAAUGAUAAAUUUGCUUUAAUGUUUAAACUUUUACUUGUGAAGAAUUGAAGAUCAGCUCAAUGUACUUUGCUUGAGGGUUCUGCAUGACCUUUGGCCCUUUUUUGGUUUGUUUUUUUUUUUUUUUUUUAGUUCCUAACCUAGAAAAGGGAAUAAAGAGAAAGAAUUACAAAGC